GGGCAAUGGGCAUUUGGGCAUUGGUUUGAAUGUCAGGAUUUGAUUGGUUGGGUCGUCCUCUUUGUCAAUUCGAUCCCCAAUUCCUGAUUUUUAUUUUUAUUUUCAUUUUCUGUCUCGCGUUUCUACUUGGAAGAUGAUGAUUGAAAAGAGUUUCAGUCUCAGUGAAAAGUGGAGUGACGACCUGAGAGUUGUGACGGGUGUUGGAAGGGUUGCUGGCUCACGCUUCUUUUUCAAGCCUUUUGUAUUGGGUCCGUACACUCGAGAUUCUAUAAAGCCAGCUUUGCCUCGCUUGAUCUCUCUCCCUCUCUCUCUCUCUCUCUCUCAAGCACACACAUUUCGGAUACUAGAGGCGGGUUGUUGGUUUCUUUUGGGUUGCCCCUUUUAAACAGAACCUUACUGGUUCCAAAAGAUUUGGGAUUUGAGUUCGUCGGGAAGGAUGAACGUGGCUGCGCUAGUGGCUAUUGCUGCCACAGUUGGUAACUUCUUGCAAGGAUGGGACAAUGCAACUAUUGCAGGAGCUAUAGUGUAUGUAAAAAAGGAGCUCAGCUUGGAGAGUACUGUAGAAGGCAUUGUUGUAGCCAUGUCACUGAUUGGAGCCACGCUUAUCACAACUUGCUCUGGACCCAUAUCGGAUUGGCUGGGCCGGCGCCCUAUGCUAAUAAUGUCCUCAAUUUUCUACUUUAUUAGUGGUUUGGUAAUGUUGUGGUCUCCCAAUGUUUAUGUUCUGCUUAUAGCAAGGCUAAUAGAUGGGUUUGGAAUUGGUUUAGCUGUUACUCUCAUCCCGCUCUACAUAUCUGAGACCGCCCCAUCAGAUAUAAGGGGAUCGUUGAACACUCUUCCACAGUUUGCAGGUUCUGGUGGAAUGUUUUUGGCCUAUUGCAUGGUUUUUGGAAUGUCAUUGAUGGAAUCCACUAGCUGGAGAUUGAUGCUCGGAGUUCUCUCCCUUCCAUCUCUUAUUUAUUUUGCAUUAGCAGUAUUCUAUUUACCUGAAUCUCCACGGUGGCUUGUGAGUAAAGGGAGGAUGCUUGAGGCAAAACAAGUUUUGCAGAGGUUACGUGGCAGGGACGAUGUUUCAGGAGAGAUGGCUUUACUGGUUGAAGGUCUGGCUGUUGGUGGUGAACCAUCUAUAGAAGAGUAUAUUAUAGGCCCGCCUGGUGAAUCUGCUGAUGAUCAUGAACCAGUUGCUGAGAAAAAUCAAAUUAAGUUGUAUGGACCUGAACAGGGCCUCUCUUGGGUUGCCAGACCUGUUACUGGUCAGAGUAGUCUGGCACUUAUUUCCCGUCAUGGAAGCAUGGUAAACCAGGGCUCUCUUAUAGAUCCGCUUGUGACUCUUUUUGGCAGUGUCCAUGAAAAGCUACCCGAGACAGGAAGCAUGCGAAGCGCGCUAUUUCCUAAUUUUGGCAGCAUGUUCAGCACAGCAGGGGGUGAGGUUAAAAAUGAACAGUGGGAUGAAGAGAGCCUGCAGAGGGAAGGUGAGGGUUACGCAUCAGAUGCUGGUGGAGCAGACUCUGAUGACAAUUUACAGAGUCCAUUGAUCUCACGGCAAACAACAAGCCUGGAAAAGGAUAUGGUCCCUCAUUCCCAUGGCAGUGCCCUUAGCAUGAGACGUGGUAGCAGUAUCAUGCAAGGAACUGCCGGAGAAGCAGUUGGUGCCACGGGCAUAGGCGGUGGCUGGCAAUUGGCAUGGAAAUGGUCUGAAAAGGAAGGAGAAGAUGGAAAGAAGGAAGGAGGGUUUAAGAGGAUAUAUUUGCAUCAGGAGGGAGUUCCUGGGUCCAGGCGAGGGUCUGUAGUCUCACUUCCUGGUGGCGAUGUUCCUGAGGAAGGUGAGUUUAUCCAGGCUGCUGCUUUGGUAAGCCAGCCUGCUCUUUAUUCAAAGCAACUUUUGGAUCAGCAUCCAAUUGGACCAGCAAUGGUUCACCCAUCUGAAACUGCUUCAAAAGGGCCAAUUUGGGCGGCCCUUCUUGAACCAGGAAUCAAGCAUGCAUUAAUUGUUGGGAUUAGUAUUCAACUACUUCAGCAGUUUGCUGGCAUUAAUGGGGUUUUGUACUACACCCCUCAGAUUCUCGAAGAGGCAGGAGUUGAAGUUCUUCUCGAGAGUCUGGGUCUUGGUUCGGAGUCUGCAUCAUUCCUCAUUAGUGCACUUACAACCUUCUUGAUGCUUCCAUGUAUAGGUGUUGCAAUGAAGCUCAUGGAUGUCUCUGGUAGAAGGACACUGCUGCUCACUACAGUUCCUGUCUUGAUAGUUACACUUAUCGUCCUAGUUAUCGGCAAUAUUUGUGACCUGGGUACAGUUAUCCACGCUGUAGUCUCGACCGUCUGUGUCGUGGUCUACUUCUGCUGUUUCGUUAUGGCCUACGGGCCAAUCCCGAAUAUCCUCUGCUCGGAGAUCUUCCCCACACCAGUUCGUGGCCUCUGCAUCGCAAUCUGCGCACUAUUUUACUGGCUCGCCGACAUUACCGUAACAUACACACUUCCUGUGUUGCUCUCUUCAAUUGGGAUUGCUGGUAUCUUUGGCAUUUACGCUGUCGUGUGUGUCAUCUCCUGGAUCUUCAUCUACCUCAAGGUUCCGGAAACAAAGGGAAUGCCCCUUGAAGUGAUUACAGAGUUCUUUGCUGUUGGUGCAGGGCAGGUUGCUGCUGCCAAGAAUGAGUGAGCGAGUGGGGAUUCUGUACUGUAUCUAUAGUACUAUUCUUUGGCGCUGUCAUAUCCAUUUUCUGUUUGACAAGAGUUUUGUGUGUUGUAAUGAAUUGGGAAUUUCAACUCUUAAUCUUUAUACCAUAACUAGUAAAAGUUUUCGCCAUUAUGUAAA
Messenger RNA from Diospyros lotus (date-plum), 2809 nucleotides. RefSeq names its product monosaccharide-sensing protein 2-like. The record is from RefSeq and is a predicted model, not a curated record. The transcript is spliced from 6 exons. NCBI's taxonomy places the organism in Eukaryota, Viridiplantae, Streptophyta, Magnoliopsida, Ericales, Ebenaceae. Gene Ontology annotation, molecular function: myo-inositol:proton symporter activity. Gene Ontology annotation, biological process: transmembrane transport. The coding region runs from base 437 to 2653 and encodes 738 amino acids. Gene Ontology annotation, cellular component: membrane.